This is a messenger RNA of Populus trichocarpa (black cottonwood), 1770 nucleotides long. RefSeq lists its product as uncharacterized. Lineage: Eukaryota; Viridiplantae; Streptophyta; Magnoliopsida; Malpighiales; Salicaceae. Bases 379 to 1389 code for a protein of 336 amino acids. The record is from RefSeq and is a predicted model, not a curated record. The transcript has 2 exons.
GGUCACAAUCACAAACAAAAAAAAAUGGUGAUCAAAUGGUUUGGAUCAUACUGGGUCGAACCCAACCCUCACUUCUCCGGUGUAAAUGCUCGACAUUGGAGCUCGUAAACCAAACUCCCAUGACUUCAGAGUAAAAUUUAUUUAUAUUAAAUUACGCAAAUAAGAUAAAUUUAAUUGAUUUUUUCAUAAGAAAACUGAUGUAAUGACUGCCUUUAUCCAUGGCGGCGAUACAAUCAAACGACCCGAGAUAACUUCCAACCUCUCCAUACACAAGAAAUAAUAAAAAGAAAGAACAAACCCAUCACUUCCAUCAAGUAAAACAAAAACAACACCACCACCACCACUUCUUCCACCCUCUCGAUCAACCCAAAAUCCACCAUGGGAUCAACAGCGGCCGCUGACCUUUGCUCUGUCUUAUCAGAAACACAACGUAUAAUAAACGCCCACUCCCGCCAUUUCUUGGCUCUCUCUGUUCUCUUUAUCCUCCCUCUUUCUUUCUUUCUUUCUGUCUACCCCACCAUCCAAAACAUCAUCUCUCAAUCCUCCACUCUCCACUCCAAAAUCCUCUAUUCUCACGCUACUUUUUAUCAAGAUGACCUCUCAAAUCUUUUCACUACAAAUACCAUUAUCCUCUCCCUUCUCCUUGUACUCCUUUCCGUCACUUUCUCUCUUUUCGCUACUGGCUCCAUCACCUACAGUGUUAUUCAUGGAUUCUACGGUAGACCUGUAAAGCUUUGCUCUUCAAUCAAAUCUUCUCUCACUUCUUUCCUUCCCCUUUUGAUAACUAACUCUUUUGCUGAAAUUAUCUUUUUGGGGGUCGUCCUCCUUUUUGCGUUGUUCUUUUUUUUGGUUAUGAAUGGAAUUCAGCUUCUUGGAUUUGAAGUUAAUGUCUCUUCACCUUCUUUUCAAGUCUUUUGCCUGAUUCUUGGGGUUUUUCUGGUCUUAGUUUUGUUUUGUCUGCAGUUGAAUUGGGUUUUAGCUCAGGUGAUAGUGGUUGCGGAAUCAAUUUGGGGUCUUGAGCCAUUGAAGAGGAGCAACUUCCUAAUAAAAGGAACGAAAGGAGUGGCUUUGUCUUUGUUUUUAUUUUUGGCCUUUUUCCCUGGCUUGUUUGUAAUUGCCAUUUCAUUUCCACGGGGAGACUUGGAUAUUGGCAAUAUCGAUAGUGCAUGGAAGAUUUGGCCUUUUGUUGUUCGAAUUGUGGUGCCUUCAGCUCUCCAAACGAUGUUAUUUCUUUACAAUAUCGCGGCGUUUACUGUUCUUUACAUGGAUUGCACGGCUGCACACGGAGAGCUUGUCUGGGAGAUUGCUGAGGAGUUUGCCGGUGACUAUGUCAGCUUGCCUUUUGAUGAUGGAAAGAUCCCUCAUUUUGUUUCUGUUACCUAUACUUGACAAGAAUGCUGGUUUUGGUGGUACUGCAGACCGAAGUUGAUGUUCAAACUGAAUCUUUAGAUGUCUUGCUAUGAUUUGCCAAUUCUUGAUGCAUCUGAAUUGGAAAAAGUGGUGAGUGUAAAAUUGGUUUUGGUGGUACUGCAGACCGAAGUUGGGGCUUGCUGGACCAGUUUAAUUUAUAUAUAUAUAAAAUCAAGAACCAAAUUAAUUUUUUAAAAAAAAAAAUUAACUAUUCCAAUUCAUAAGUUGUGAGAGCAAACAGUAGAAAAAACUACAAUGAACUACCCACACCACGUGUUUUGUAUAAUUUAUUGGUGAUUUCUGGGUUCCACUUGAACGAACAGGAGUUCAACAAGAACACCAUGCCAGCAUAAAAGAAAA